Messenger RNA from Oryzias melastigma (Indian medaka), 1129 nucleotides. It is a transcript of the gene nipsnap3a, whose product is annotated as nipsnap homolog 3A (C. elegans). Gene Ontology annotation, cellular component: mitochondrion. The transcript is spliced from 6 exons. The coding region runs from base 92 to 841 and encodes 249 amino acids. Lineage: Eukaryota; Metazoa; Chordata; Actinopteri; Beloniformes; Adrianichthyidae. The record is from RefSeq and is a predicted model, not a curated record.
UCUUUUUCUCUCAGAGUGAUUGCUCUCGCCGUCAGAGGAUCUGUGCAGGUUACCCUUCUGGUCGUGUUUCUUCAGUCAGACAACAUUCAACAUGUCGAAGCUGGGAGUGUUUCUGAGGUCUGCGGCUCUUCUCAGACCUGCUGCCUCCACCUCACAGGCUCGUGCAUGUCUCCACACUGGCCCCCAGCAGGAGCAUAAAACCUUCUACGAGUUUCGCACCUACAGCAUCCACCCCCAUCAGAACGCCACCUUCCUCAAACUGACCAAUGAGAAGAUCCACCUGCGCACCGCACACUCUGAGCUGAUUGGCUACUGGUCUGUGGAGUAUGGCGGUCUGAACCAAGUGUUCCAUAUCUGGAAGUAUGACAGUUACUCUCAGCGGGCAGCUGUGCGGGCCGCUCUGGCCCAGGACCCCACCUGGAUUUCAGAGUAUAUCUCUAAGGCGCUCCCGAUGUUGACCUCCCAGGACAAUGAAGUCACAUACCUGGUACCGUGGAGCCGCCUACAAAAGCCGCCAAAGGAGGGUGGGGUGUACGAGCUCGCGAGCUAUCGGAUGCGUCCCGGUGGUCCGGCGGUUUGGGGCAGCGCCUUCCAGGCAGCCGUCUGCGCCCGAGACGCCCCGGGUUACGGGAAGCUGCUGGGAGCGUUCCACAGCGAGUUUGGCGCCCAGAACCAGGUUCACGCCCUCUGGUGGUACGAGAGCGCAGAUCAUCGAGCUGAAGUUCGACACAAAGCACACAACGAUGCACGAGUGGUGGCUGCUGUGAGGAACAGCGUAACCCACCUGGACACUCAGAGGAACCGCCUCAUGCACCCCUGUCUCUUCUCACCCAUGAACUAACUUCCUCUACGGUAACAAGUCAGCAACCAGCGGCACUUCCUGCACAAACCAAUCACGGCUCAGCAGCCAAGACCCUAAAUCUGCUGGGGAGGCGGGGCUUCACUUACAAAGUGCCUCUCAGAGACUGAACAUUUUGAAAUAUUAACAAUAAAGUUUAAUUGUUUGACUUCAGGUGUGAAAUCAUUAGGUAGCACACAAUAAGGCUUAAAGCUUGACUUAUUGUAGUUAUAUGAAAAGAUGUUCUGUGUGUGAAGAGUGAUGUCACAAUUAUAGAUCAUCCACUUCCUG